Messenger RNA from Pseudogymnoascus verrucosus, 818 nucleotides. RefSeq lists its product as uncharacterized. Gene Ontology annotation, biological process: protein phosphorylation. Gene Ontology annotation, molecular function: ATP binding; protein kinase activity. The transcript has a single exon. NCBI's taxonomy places the organism in Eukaryota, Fungi, Ascomycota, Leotiomycetes, Thelebolales, Thelebolaceae. The record is from RefSeq and is a predicted model, not a curated record. The coding region runs from base 33 to 818 and encodes 261 amino acids.
AGGCCAUAAUAUGUAACAACAUAUUUGACAAUAUGCGUGUCAAAACUUCUCAUGAUACCAAUCCCGUCGUGGAAAUCAAAUACUCCGGAUCAAAACACGGUUACAUAGGCAGUGGUGCAUCGGGGAUCGUCAACCGCGCUCCAAAUGGCGAUGUAAUUAAAUCACCCUGGCCUGGUUCUCGUAAUGCUGAAGCGCGUCGAGACAUCACGACUGAGAGUCUCAUUUACGAAAGACUAGGCCAGCAUCCUCGCCUUAUUCAAACACUCGGGUUUGAUCCAGAGAGUUGUGUCUUGACUAUGGAAUACAUGCCAAACGGGACACUGAAAGACUUUCUUGCAGCGAAUAACGAAGCUAUUUCUACAGCACAACGACUUCGGUGGGCCAGAGAUGCGGCUGAGGGACUUCAAGUGGUACACGAUGCAAAAAUCGUUCACUGCGAUGUAGAGCCCAAGAAUUUCUUGUUAGACGAGGAUCUGGCUCUUAAAAUUUCGGACUUCAGUGGCUCGUCUCUCGAAGGAUCACGGGCAUCAGCAUGUGCUGGUAGAAGGUAUUCUCGUCCGGGGUUUGAUUUUCACCGCCAACAGACCGUGUCUGAUGACUUGUUUGGCCUCGGCUCUACUAUCUACUUCAUUAUAACUGGCCAGAUCCCUUUCGAGGAACUGCCGAGUGAUGAGGUUGAAAAGAGCUACAAGGACCAAAUAUAUCCUGACGUGUCUGGAAUAAAUUGUGGAAGCAUUAUCAGGCAGUGUUGGGAUUCUGAAAUUACGUCUGCCCAAGAGGUGUAUGAUUAUUUCCGAGAUAUGGAAUAUAAGGAAUAA